Molecule: messenger RNA, 4340 nt
Organism: Salmo salar (Atlantic salmon)
Lineage: Eukaryota; Metazoa; Chordata; Actinopteri; Salmoniformes; Salmonidae
Gene: uimc1
Product: ubiquitin interaction motif containing 1
Biological process (GO): positive regulation of DNA repair; double-strand break repair
Cellular component (GO): BRCA1-A complex
Molecular function (GO): K63-linked polyubiquitin modification-dependent protein binding; histone binding
Source: RefSeq, a predicted model, not a curated record
AACAGUUUUUAACUGGUCCCGUUAAAAAAGCAUGCUCUUCCUGUUUGAAAUUUGCAAUUGUAGUGCGGUAUUGCACCGUACAUUUCAGCCAAAGACAGAACAAUGAGACGUUUUAGUUACAAAAAUAUUAGUUUCAGUCCGCUUCAAAGUUUGCCCUCCCUUUUGAGUCACGUGAUCGAAGAAAACAUGGCUUCUUGAAUCGAGGUUUGUCAACGUUUUGGUAAAAGUAGGAAUCCUACCUACUAACACUGGAUGUGAUUAACAGUCUUGAACUGAAUGAUUUGUAACUUAAAUUCCAUGUAUCGUUAUAUACAUAGCUAGCUAAGUAACUGUUCUACUUUCGGUUUUUCGUAAUUCUCAGGAAGAUGGGUGUGCAGACAUCCUCGACACCAGUCGUAAGGAUAGCUAACGGUAGCUAGCUAAGCUAACUUACGUCUAUAUUUGUUAUCAAGCACCAAAUUCAACCCAGCAACAUGCCUCCUCGGAAAAAGCGAGAGAACAGAUACACUGAUGAUGGUCCCAGGAAACGACGACGAGCAGUUGAUCAUGAAGAGGACAGAGUCGUCAUCUCAGACAGCGACGAGGAUGAAGACUUCAGACCAACAUCAUUAGAGGAGCGCAAACGGGAGAAGGAGAGUAAAACACGAUCUAACGAGAUGACUGAGGAAGAGAUGCUGGACCUGGCCAUGAGGCUGAGUGAACAGGAGGCCAGCAACACUGCUCUCAGGCAACGACAGGAGGAGGAGACCAUGAGGAAGGCCAUCGCUGAAAGCCUCUACGCGGACAGACCCACUCAUCCCCACUCAGAAUCUCUGCUGGUGGACGGGAGCCCUACCCAGAAAUGUCAACGUUCCCCUCCAGAGGCAGAGAGCAGCAUACAGCCCCCCAGGCGGAAGCUCUCUUACCCCAACCAUGGUGUGGCUGACAGGGAGGGAGCCCACGGUGUAGGGGUUGCUAACCCAGAAACCAGCAGGAGGGGGAAAAAAGAGGGUAGUCCCUUACUAGAUAUGCCUGACCUGUCUCAGACCCAGAAGGUCUACUCCCAGUCUUCUCCCCUCAGCCAAGCUUCCACCUCCAUGCCUCUUUCUUCACAGGAGGGGUCUUCUCUGAAGAACCCUUUCGGAAACCUCUCAGCCCACGUCGAAUCUCAGGAAUGCAAGUCCACAGAAAAUGAGUCCCAACUCAGGAAGAAGUCCCCUGUAUUCCCUCUUGCUCCCACAGUCCCAUCAGCCAGCAAACUCAUCCUGUGCCUGCAUAAGCUCAGCCAGGACCUCCUAGUAGACUGUCAAGCCUCUGGGUUCCUACUAUGUUCUCAAGAGGGUCCUCCAAGCUUAACUCUUUCCACAAAGUCCCAGAUGUCUCAGUCUUUUCAGCCAAAGAGCCCUACAUUCUCCAAAAGCCCUGUGUUCUCCAGGACAGAGAGAACUGCAGGCGGGGAACCAGGCCAAGGGAGUCCCCCUAUGUUCUCUGAGACUGAUUCAGGAAAGGAAGAAAAAGAGGCAAGUCCAACUUUUCCUAAAAGAGCCAUGUUCUCCAGUAGUGAUACAGGAGAAGAAGAGAAAGCGGCAAGUCCCACCUUUCCCGGAAGCCCAGUCUUCCCCAGAACUGAUCAGAUAAGGGACCAGGGUCCACAGAACUGUAUUGAAAGUGUCUCUACAUCAGAAGACCAUGAGGAUAGAGACCGAGAGGAUGUGAAGAGCAGCGAAUCCUCAAAGUGCCUUCCACCACGCCUCAGAACAACCCUGUCCCUGAACAAGAGACUCAUACCUAUAAGGAAGACAGUUGGAGUUGCAGACAAAGUUGUUGACCAAGAGGAACGUCAGGGUGAAUCCUCACAGUGCGCUGUAAACAGAAUUAGCACGCCUGCGAAGUUUGCUGCAGAAGAAGACCUUAAUUCAGAGGAACUUACAUUGGCUUUGGAGACUCAGCCAAUGCAGGAGUUAACCAGUAAUAUGGUGCUACGCUGGUCAGAUGAUGAUGAUGAUGAUGAUGAAAAGGAAGACGGUCCUGCAAAGUCAGCUCAGUUGCCCAGCCCAGUCUUCCCACAAGAGAAUGACCUCCCACAACCAAGCAACCAGUGUCUCUCCACAAACACCAACCACCACUGUUCCCCUCCACACAUACACAGCCCCUGCCUCGUCCCCAAGAAACGCACUCACAUCUCCGAAGACUCCGCAUGCGAGGACGGAGAGAGCCAGUCCAAGCGCAUCCGGAAGAAGUUCACCUUCAAGGGCAUGUAUGGAUCUCCCUCCCCCUUUCUCCCCAGACAGGCUGCAGGCAGAGGGAGCCAGGAUGAGGCACAAGCCAGAUACCCCUCUUCCCACCAGCCCCAGGCCUCUUCCAGCCACCUCUCUUCCCCCACAGGCAGCCAGGGGGAUGGGGGAGUGGUGUGCUACUAUUGGGGCGUGCCUUUCUGUCCACGAGGGCAGGACCCAGAUGCCUACACGCAGGUGAUCAUGUCCCAGCUGGAGGUGUAUGAGAAGAGCCUGAAGGAAGCCCAGAGGGGUCUGCUGAGGAAGGCAGGCUGGGGGGAGCCUGUCCUUCCUGGUCCCCCAGAGAGACCUUUUUCCAGGAGGGGACGCCCCAAGAGACACAGGGCCCCAGAACCUCUGGAGGAAGAGGAGGAAGAAGUGCAGGGAGUGAGAAACCAGCAGGAGGAGGUAGUGGAGGUGGUAGAGGAUGAUGAAGAGGAGGGUGAGGAAAGGGAGUGGCGGCGGUCACAGGGAGGGACGGAAGAGGGAGGGAGGAGAGGAAGACUGGAGUGGAAGGACUAUCAGACACUGUUUGUGUCCACUCCUGAACAAGACGAAAAAUCGCCCUCACCUGUAUUUCAUGUAGAAUCCAAUCAACAACACAUUCUACCUCGAAGGAGUCUUGGCCUUAGAAAAAAAGAGAGAAGACCAUCGCCACUGCCUGACCCGCUGGAGAAGGAAAAGGAAGAAGAUGAAAAAGAGGGAGAGAAGAGGGAGGAGGAAGAAAGGAUGGGGGAGGAAGUGGUAGAUGUCGGUGGCUUAGAAGUUCCAGAGACCCAACUCAGUGACGAUGGCACCCAAGACCUGAUGGUCACCAGCCCUGCACAGCCCCAACCAGAGAGGCAGUCCCUGCCUCAGAUCCAGACUUUUCUCUCAUCACCCCAUCUUCUGGAGCAGCGUGUAGAGGUGAUGGAGGUGGAAGAGGAGAGGAGGAGUGGCCCUGUUAGGGGUCCUGCUAGAGGAGAGGAUGUGAGGGUGGAAGUGGAGGAGACGGGGGAGGUACAGGGUGGGGUCUCAGAACCUGCACCCCCUCAGAGCCCCAGCAUGGACUGUCCUAUGUGCAUGCGCCCCUUCCCCCUGACGGAGAUUGAGCUGCACGCUGCCUACUGUGAUGGUAGUACCGCUAACAUGGAGGAAGAGGAGAUGAUGGCUCAGAGCCAAUCGCAAGUUACAGUGAAGUCUCAUAGGAAGAGGACCAGAAGGGGAGAGAGAAUUGGAGAGGAGCAGCCCUGUUCUUCUGGCUCUGGCAAGGCAGUGCAGGGAGAGAAGUGCUUCCUGUGUCAGCAGCUCUUUCAUCUCGGGGACUAUGAGAAGCACGUAGAGGACUGCAUCAGGAACCAAGAAGUGUCCAAGGCUGCAUCCAGGGCCGGACAGAGUGGAGACUUGCUGAGUGCUUUGGACCAGACAGAGCACAGAGAUUCAGGGACUGCUGAGGCCGGACCAUGUGAUACUGCCUUCAGGAGCCAACACAGUGGCCUUAUUGAAGAUCUGGGAGAGUCUGGGGGAAGUGGAGACAUUGCCGUCCCAGGUUUCAGAGUGAGCACCUCGCCCAUCCGAUCCUUCACCUCCAUCUCAGAAGCCACAGACUGCCUUAUUGACUUCAAGCGCCAGUACUCUUCCUGUACUUCCUCCUCUUCCUCCUCCAGGCCCAGACAAAGAGGGAGGAAAUUCAAUAGGAAAUUCAAAUAUACUAAAAAAUAGUAAAUACUGUCAACUGCUUUUUUUUAUACCACUGCAUAUCUUUUCUUUGUAUUGUUUGUUACACUGAAUCAAGUGAUACAAAUGUGUGUUAAUGUGGGAUUAAGUAAUACUUCCUUCGAAAUGUUUAUUUUGUGUACUUUCUUACAAAUCUGUUAGAUUCGAUUCAUCUUUACACACUAGAAAUAAAUGCACACAGUGACCCAAACUAUGGGCUCAUCUUAUAUUCUUAUUUAUAUAAAAGUGACUCCAAAAUGACAUGAUACAUUGCAGAUGUUGGAUCUUAAUUUGAGCCAGUUUGCUACAGCAGGAUAAUAAUCCUGCAGCAACAGGAAAUGUGAAUUAUCAUUUUUGUAGGCGUUAAUAAAAUAAAUGGUAAGGUAAAAUCAA